UCAGAAUCCAGUUUAACUUCGGGAAACAGAAUUAUCGGGAGGGAACAAAAGAAAAGUCGAUUUUUCAAUACUGUCGACUUUUACCCCCUUUUACCCCAAUAACCAUUGGGUAAAAGAAACGACUUCCCAAAAAUUUUAAAAACUUACUGCAGCUUUAAUUUUCACUCACAAGGCACAAUCCUCUCUUCCUCCUUAACACACCUGUCUCCGUUCGAUCCCACUCGCCUUCCGACGAUGUCGACGAAGAGACCGAGAGUUCCACCGGUUCUAUGGAGGUUGUUCCAUAACCGUGCACGUACUCUAGGACAUACAAUUUUAUCUCUAGUUCCUUCAAAAACGUCGACGAAUUGCCUCUGCAAGGGUCGCCAGUGCCUCGGAUGCGUCGGCGAAAAUGGCGCCACGUCAUUUCUGAUCAGGGAAAAGGAUUCAGAUGAUUAUCGGAAGCUUCUCAACAAAUGCUUCGUUGUCCUCUCCGACAGCACGCCUCCUCUCCACGUGUACGAUCCUCACUGCCGCUGGUCCCACCUUGAGCUUGUUAGGAGGACAAUAGAAAUGACAAUAAUCGAGCAACCCAACAACGUUAUAUGUUCUGGUUAUGAUAAGAUGAGCCGCUUCAGUGACAUAGUAGAACUUUUGACAUCACCAGCAUGGAGCCUUCUCCUUAAAAGGAUUGGGGAUGUUCUCAUGGUUUAUUUACUAAAGAACACUUCAAUAUUUUUUCGACUCCCUCGAAACAAACACCGUCAGGUGGCUGGAGUUCCCAUCUGUGACUUACGCCGAAAAUCUCUCCUGCAUGUAUCUGCCACUACCUAUAAGCCUUCAUUACUUCAUCCUGAAUCUAGGAAAAAGAGAAGUGUAGAUGAAGUUUACUCAUCAAUGAGGAAAAAGAUGUGCAUUAGGAAAAAUUGUGCUGCGGAGAAGUUAUCGACAGAAACUACAAAAUCUGCUUCUGGUGACGUGCUUCCAUCUAGGGAAGGCCAAUUUUACUCAAUUACACAUACUUCCUUGUGUGGAAAGCGUAAAAGACAGUUUAAAUGGCAGCGUCAGAGGAAGCGUAAGCAGUUGAAGGCUCAAGAAAAAUAUUCCUUAAUCCCUUGUAUGAAUUCCAACACUAAGGACAACUGGCCGGGAGACCAGAAUUGUGAUUCCUUAAUCUCUUGUAUGAAUUCCAACACUAAGGACAACUGGCCGGGAGACCAGAAUUGUGAUGUAAGCUCAAAUUCAGUGCUUCUUCUUGAAAAGAAAAAUACUUGGUGCUCUUGUUGUUUGGUCUUUCAAACAAUCCCAGAGGUCAAAAAGGAAGUUCAAAUCAACAGGCAAACCAUCUUCUACAAGUUGGAAAGUUUUCCUUCAGUGUUCCCAUCCAAGCACAUCUUGAAUUCGCUGAAGCCAGACUCUUCUGGAGCAAAUAGACUCUUCAAGGAAAUUUUUAGAUCUCUUGGUGUAAAUGUCACUACUCAGAUAGCUUCUUGCACGCACAGCAGCAACUGUACUUUUAUCAGAUCCACUUGUCUAUACCAUUCAAUUAUUAAGUUGCUGAAAACUCUCAUCCGCAAAGCUCACCAUUGCCAACAUGUAAGGCUGUUGGAAAAGCACUGUUCUUCCACUCCAUCAUUGGAUCAAGAUACCAAAAAUAUUAUUGCAACUAUCUUGGAGAGACACGAAACCGAAGCAAGUAUACUUGCAAAAGGUUGUGCUGAAAGUGGAUUAGCUCACAAUGACAUCGACUCCGAAAGUUGCAGCACAACUCCAGGAUCACAACCCUCUCUUUUGGAGCCAACCAAGUGUUAUUGUAUGAAGAAGCAGGUUGUAUCAUUUAUUUGGGCUGUUUGUCGAAGUAUAGUGCCCAUAAAUUUACUGGGAACUCCUUCUAAUUGGAGAGUUCUAACAAAGAAUAUUUCCAAGCUUGUUAAGCUACGAAGGUUUGAGAAGUUCACGCUCAAGCAGAGCAUGAGGAAAAUUAAACUAUCUAGGUAUCAUCUACUAUCAGAUCAGUACUCCUUACUGAAACAUAAACUACUAGAGCACUGGAUAUUUUGGUUCUUUUCUUCAAUUGUUGUGCCACUGGUUCAAGCUAACUUUUACGUAACUGAAGCUGAGCAUGAGAAACAAGAUAUAUUUUAUUAUCGCAAGCCUACGUGGGAGAACAUUAUUUCCAAAUUUGUGACUUGCUUGAGAGAUCAAGGUUAUCAAGAAUUAAAUGUUGCAUCUGUCAAGAAAAUAAUAUGGAAUAGAUCUUUUGGUUUCUCAAAAGUUCGACUUUGUCCAAAAGGAAAGGGGGUAAGAAUGCUGGCUAACCUUAAAGCAUCGGCAAAGUUGCCUGUGAAUCCUCCAUUGCAAUCCAAAGGUCUGAGAAAAGUAGGUGUUGGUAGAAAUGUUAAAUGUUACAAUUACAAAUCUGUUAAUGAAGUCCUCAAAGAUUUGCACUUGGUGCUCAAACAUAUAGUAGUAAAUGAACCAGAGAGGUUGGGUUCAUCUGUAUUUGACUACAAUGAUGCAUAUAAAAGGCUUCUCCCUUUCUUAUCACUCCUGAAGAGCGGUUUUUCUGUCAAACCUGGAGUUUUCAUCAUUGUAUCAGACGUUGAAAAAGCUUUUGAUUCUGUAGACCAAGAUAAGUUACUGAGUGUGCUGGAUGAUCUCAAUUUGGAGGAAGAAUAUUUUUUAAGCAAAGUUGUUCAAGUUGUGUGCACUAAGAAAUCAUUACGGAUACCACAAAACUGGACAUUAGUGAGUAAAGAGAAUGCCCCUGACUCCGCCAAUGCUAGGUCUUAUCUUCCCACUGGCUCAUUGCAUGGCAUUCUUGUAAAGCAACAGGUGCAAGGCAGAAAAGUAAGAAAAGAACAGCUUCAAAAUGAUAUGAAGGAGCACAUAAGGCGCAAUGUGCUGCGGUUAGGUAGCAAUUUUUUCUUGCAAUCUGUUGGUAUACCUCAAGGGAGUGUUUUGUCCUCUAUGCUCUGCUCUUUGUAUUUAGGACAUCUCGAGAAGUCAGUAAUAUUUCCAUUCCUUGACAAAGCUUGUGAACCUGCCCCUGGAUUUCCUUCGGAGGAAUGUUUUCUCGAUGAUACAGCUUCAGGAUAUGCUCACCUCGUAAUGUGUAAACCUAGCUAUCUGUUACUUAGAUUUAUUGAUGACUUGCUUUUCAUCUCAACCUCAAAGGAACAGGCUUCUAGGUUCUUCUCACGGUUGCAGAGAGGGUUUCGAGCCUACAACUGCGACAUGAACAAAAAGAAAUUUGGAAUGAACUUUCAGAUAAACACUAUACCAGAUCUGAGAUCAGAUAGAUUGUAUGUGGUUGAAGAUGGAACCUCAUUUCUUCGGUGGAGUGGACUUUUUAUCAACUGCUCAACGUUGGAAAUUCAGGCAGAUUACACGAGGUAUUUGAAUUUCCCGCUGAGUUCAACACUCACUGUGGGCUGGCUAAAUAAACCAGGCCGUGACUUAAAGGUUAAGCUGUGCGGUUAUCUGAGACCGAAAUGCCAUCCUAUAUUCUAUGAUUCUAACAUAAACUCAGCAGCUGUGGUCAGACUCAACAUUUAUCAAGCUUUUCUUUUGUGUGCCAUGAAGUUCCAUUGCUACAUCUCUGAUUUAUCAAGCAUAUGUAGAUUCAGCACCAAAUUUUAUGCAGCUGCUUUGGGAAAAUCAUUGAGGUAUAUGACAAAGCUCAUCAAGAGGAGGAUGUUCUCCUUCAAAACUGGUUCAGAUUUUCGUCCAAUUCUCGAAGUGGGGAAAGGUGAAAUCGAAUGGCUUGGAUUAACUGCUUAUAUUCGCGUUUUGAAGAGGAAACAAUCAAGAUAUAAGGAAUUGUUACGUGUAUUAGAUUCUAAGCUCAUGGCGCUUGGUAAGCAAGAAAGUACAUUAUCAGUAUUACAAGAAGCCACAGAUGAUAAGCGUUCCUCUAUACUAUGGAAGAUUAAGUAUUGACAACAGUAGGAAACAUACCUGUGUUGAUUAACUCUUUUGCAUUCUGUCCACAGUCCUCUGAUGAAAAAAGAAGGUUGUAAAAUUUUUAAAGCUUCGGUCUGGAGCCUUCUAAGAUGAGCUUGAUAUCAAAAACUAUACCAUGUAGUUCUCCUGAUA
This is a messenger RNA of Nicotiana tabacum (common tobacco), 4077 nucleotides long. RefSeq names its product telomerase reverse transcriptase. Gene Ontology annotation, cellular component: telomerase catalytic core complex. Lineage: Eukaryota; Viridiplantae; Streptophyta; Magnoliopsida; Solanales; Solanaceae. The record is from RefSeq and is a predicted model, not a curated record. Gene Ontology annotation, biological process: telomere maintenance via telomerase. Gene Ontology annotation, molecular function: telomerase RNA binding; telomeric repeat DNA binding; telomerase activity.